UGUACUGUACAUGUACAUGUACAUGCGCAGUUCUCAGCAAUUAAUUAUCCUUCGCCGCGUGACCCGUACCGCACGCGAUACAGUGACCAUGCGUUGGCCGUGUGGCCGGCCCAGUGGUCUGACUAGGCCUGUGGCCUGACUCUAUGAUCAGCCAGUCAACGAUCUUUACCAAUCAGUAGUACUGUAAUUUGUUAUCUGAAGUAGACGUUAGCUUCAUUUUUGAUUUUGGUGAAAGCUUUUUACAGACCUGCGUCCAUUGAGCUUCCAUCAUGGUUCUUCUGGAGAGUGUAAUCAGUUUUAUAUCAGCCAACUCCACCUUGGUUGGCCUGGUCUGUCUCACUUUAACUUUCAUCUACCUACUCAACAAGAUCCUCAACAAAUUGAUGAUCACCUCAAAUUCUCCCAACCCAUUUGCCAAGGACACCAGACGACCUCCACAGCCGUUAGAGACUGACCAUGCAGUUAAAGAUAAAGUACUCAAGCAGGGAUUCACUGCUCAGAAGAUUCCGGAGGGUCUGGAUGCUAUUGUGAUUGGCAGCGGGAUGGGUGGACUGACCACAGCCUCUGUCCUGUCCCGCAUCGGAAAGAAGGUCCUUGUCCUAGAGCAACAUGACCAGGCUGGAGGUUGCUGUCACAUCUUCAGAGAGAAGGGCUAUGAGUUUGAUGUCGGUAUUCACUACAUUGGUGAGAUGACCAACAACACCAUCUCCAAAGUCUUCAUUGACCAGCUCACUGACGGUCAGCUACAGUGGUACCCCCUGGAUGAGACCUUUGACACUGUGGUCAUAGGUCAGGAGGGCAAGCAAAGGCAAUAUCCAAUCAAGGCGGGACCCAAGGACCAGUACCGCCGGGCCCUGCUGGAGAGUUUCCCAGGAGAGGAGAAGGCUAUCAACAAAUUCAUGAAGUUAUUGCGAACCGUGAAGCGUCAGUCUUUGAUAGCAGGUGCUAUGAAGCUGAUCCCUAGGAAUGUUUGUAACUUCCUGAUUCAAUACGGCAUCAUCAACUUCAUUUCUUCGUUCUACUCCUAUGCUCAUCGUUCUUUGAAAGAGGUCCUGGAUGAUCUUACUGACAACGAAGACCUCAAGGCAGUUCUGUCAUAUAAUUUUGGAGACUAUGGUACACCGCCAUCCAAGAGCAGUUUUGUUAUGCACUGUUUGCUGGUUAACCACUUCAUGAAAGGCACCUUUUUCCCCGUAGGGGGCGCCAGUGAAAUCGCCUAUCAUAUCAUUCCAACCAUCGAACGCUCUGGAGGCAAGGUACUGGUCCGUGCACCAGUGACACAGAUCUUGCUGGAUAGCAAGGGCAAAGCCUGCGGUGUAAGAGUCAAGAAGACCUCUGGUGACAUUGACAUCCAUGCUCCGAUGAUUAUAUCAGCUGCUGGGGUGUACAAUACCUUCCAGAGGCUGCUACCCCCUACGAAUCCUGUUGUUCAAAAACCCAUUGAGAAGCGUCACACUGGUGUCCAGCAUGGCGUGGGUGCCAUGUCGGUCUUUGUGGGCCUGAAGGGAACCAAGGAAGAGCUUGGACUACCAGCGGGUCAAGUCUGGGCCUUCACAGGCAGUGAUCAUGACAAGAAUAUGGAGGAGUACAUGAACCGAAGUGCUGAGGAGUCAGGCAAGGACGAUAUCCCACUACUCUUCAUCACCUUUCCAUCAGCUAAGGACCCAAGCUGGCCUGAGCGUUACCCAGGCAAGUCCACAUGUACCAUGGUGACCCUGGCCAACUGGGAAUGGUUCUCCAAGUGGGAAAAUGGCAGAACGGGCAAGCGUGGUGAGGAAUACGAUAGGAUCAAAGACGCCAUCGGCGAAAAGAUGUGGGAACAAUGCCUCAAUCUCUAUCCACAGCUGAGAGACAAGGUUGAUUACUUCAGUGUCGGUAGUCCAGUCACCAACAAAUACUACAUCGAAGCCAUGAAGGGAGAAAUUUACGGCUUGGACCACAACAAGGAACGCUUCAGCACCCAGACUUGGCACACAUUGCGUCCAGAGACUGACAUUCCUAAUCUCUAUCUGACCGGCCAAGACGUGAUGACCUGUGGCUUUGUAGGUGCAGCCUUCUCUGGACUGAUUAGUUGCAGUAAGAUUCUGAGUCGCAACCUGAUGGCUGAUGUCGUUGCCCUGAGAAAGAGGAUCAUUCAGCAGAAAUAAAAAGAGAAAGUGUCAUACUGUUCCCGUUUUGAUGAAGGAAUGAAAUAAGGCAGAUAAAGAUUUGAAACAAAUACUUUGUAGAUAUCAAUUAGAGUCUUGAGCCAUUGUCCAAACUUUGGCUUCCACUGUGCCAUGGGUGUCAUCACAGCCCCUGGAAAGUUGUGAUGUGUCCACUGGACAGAAUAAAACUAGUUAACAGAGAAACAAACAUCAAGAAAUCGAUUAGAUGUAACACUAAUAUCAGAGACAAAGCUGAGGUCUUCAUGGCACGCUCAUCAGUUUUGGAGUGUUUUUAUUUUCAUGUAAAAUUAUAUUUUAUAAUUACGAUUGGGAAUAUAGAAAAUUACUAAGCGAGGAAUGAAGUGGCAGUAUAAAACAUGUAAUAACAUCAAAUUGUUCCUUAAAUAUUUGAAGAUCAUUCACCCUGACUACAGCAGUUUUCCUUCCUUUUUCACGUUACCAGGAUUUUAAACAUUUAUGAUGAAUAGAUUUCUAGAACAUCUAGAUUUCUUUUACUUUAGUUUGAAGUCAGUUACUGUAGCAACCUUUUUUGUGACUACUUUUUUCAACGGGUGUAAUUUUCUCCACAAUAUUUGGAGGGGCAGAUUACAGUGAUCUGAAGGUUUGGGUUGGCCAAAUCCAGUUCAUGAUUGCUGGGACAAAAAGCAGCAAGAUGCAUGUAUUGUAAGAGAUUUUCUGUUAAAGCUCAAAUGAUCGCAUAUUUCUAUGCUUUAUGCUAUGUGUGUUUGUUGACGGGUGUUCUAUUGAGAGCGAUUUCUUUAUUGUACCUGUAAAAUAUAGGUUUGUUUUGCAAGUUUACAACGGAAGAUUUUAUUAGCGAUGGUGUGUCUAAUUUAUAAUAAGAUAUUGAGUCAUGUAUGCAGAAAAUUAAAAGGUGAUUUUCCUUGUG
Acanthaster planci (crown-of-thorns starfish) is the source of this 3057-nucleotide messenger RNA. Its product is annotated as all-trans-retinol 13,14-reductase-like. NCBI's taxonomy places the organism in Eukaryota, Metazoa, Echinodermata, Asteroidea, Valvatida, Acanthasteridae. The record is from RefSeq and is a predicted model, not a curated record. Gene Ontology annotation, molecular function: oxidoreductase activity.